Messenger RNA from Eufriesea mexicana, 978 nucleotides. RefSeq names its product Ubiquitin carboxyl-terminal hydrolase (gene Uch). The record is from RefSeq and is a predicted model, not a curated record. Gene Ontology annotation, molecular function: cysteine-type deubiquitinase activity. NCBI's taxonomy places the organism in Eukaryota, Metazoa, Arthropoda, Insecta, Hymenoptera, Apidae. Gene Ontology annotation, biological process: protein deubiquitination; ubiquitin-dependent protein catabolic process. Gene Ontology annotation, cellular component: cytoplasm. The transcript is spliced from 8 exons. The coding region runs from base 106 to 810 and encodes 234 amino acids.
UCGUCGGAGUGUGAUAGAUUAAUAACAGCGUUUAACUAUUGUACGAAUAAAACCGGAUAUACGCUGUUUAAAAUUUUUAGCGUUUAUCAAUUAACAAAAUUCAUCAUGUCGUCUUGGGUACCAAUGGAAUCGAAUCCAGAAGUUAUGACAAAGCUUUUACAUAAAUUAGGUGUACCAAGAGAUUGGUGUGUUGUUGAUGUUUAUGGAUUAGAACCAGACCUACUGGCACUUGUACCUAAACCAGUUCUUGCUGUUAUUUUACUAUAUCCUUUAUCUAAAAAGGGUGAUAAUAGUUUAGAGGAUGAAGAAGAAGGUGAUAAAGAAAAAGAUACAAGUACUUCUAAAGAUCCAGCAGUUUUUCAUAUGAAACAAUACAUUCAUAAUGCCUGUGGUACAAUUGCAUUAAUUCAUAGUGUUGCAAAUAAUCAGCAUAUUAUAAAACUUCAGGAUGGUUUCUUGAAAGCCUUUUUAGAUGACUCAAAAGAUCUUUCUUUUACGGAAUGUGGAAAACUUUUAAUGGAGUCAGAUGGUAUUAGUACCACUCACAAAGAUGUGGCACAAGAGGGUCAAACAGAGGUACCCAGUGAAGAAGUUCCAGUAUAUCACCACUUUGUAGCCCUUAUAGAAAAAAAUGGAGUUUUAUAUGAAUUAGAUGGACGUAAGUCUGCUCCUGUUAAUCAUGGUUCAACAAGUUCAGAAACAUUAUUAGAAGAUGCAGCGCGUGUUUGUAAAGAAUAUAUGGCUCGUGACCCAGAAGAAGUGUGUUUUACAGUUCUUGCUCUCACUAACAGUGAUGCAACAACGUUGUAACUUAAUACAUAAGGUGUAGCAUAUACAUUUUAAGAUAACUGUCCAAAGAAUUUAUUUUGUACAUUAUACAUGUACAUCUGCGUUUUGUAUUGCAUUUAUUAAUAUUUACUACAUUGCUAUAUUGUAAAAUGGAUAUUCGUAAAAUAAGUAUGUAUUAAAUUUUGAAGA